AUGGUCUUUACUACCCCUGCCUUCACUCGUCUGAUAUCAUCGAACUGGAAACUCCCAACGCUUCGAAAAUUCAUCCAGUGGUCGCCGGCCGUUACCCCUAUAUCCGGCAUCGCGACGCCAGCCGCUGAGAAAAAUGUGCAGCCGGUGCGAUCGAAGUGGCCUCCCUUUUAUUUCGACACCGGCUACUCCAUAAUCCCCAAGCGGCCGUCGCGGCCCUUCCCACCGCCAUUUCUAUCGCCGCCGUCAACGUCGUUUUCGGAUGCGUUGACGACGCAUGAUCGUGGUCGCGAUAGGAGGCCGUCGGUAAACGGAGAGCCUCUUCGUGGACUCACAAACGGAGACGAUGCCAUCCUCUGUGCUCCGAACUUCCUGGGCGUUAAUGACGGUGUCGGAGCUUGGGCGUCGAAGCCUCAGGGCCAUGCUGCCUUGUGGUCCAGGUUGAUACUCCACUACUGGGCCUUGGAGGUUGAGAAUCGUCUCACUGGGUCUCCUAAACCUGAUCUGAUCGAGUGCCUUCAACGCGCAUACGAAGAGACCGUCGAGGCAACCUCAUCGCCCAACGAGUUUCUGGGGACUACCACCACUGCAACUGCGCUCCUGAGUUACAAGAUCAUAGGAGAAACGCCCACCCCGUUCCUGCACGUUACAAAUCUAGGCGACUGCCAGACGCUGGUUAUCCGCCCAAGAGAGAGACGCGUUGUGUUCAGAACCGAGGGCCAGUGGCACUGGUUCGACUGUCCCAUGCAACUAGGCACGAAUAGUGUCGACAGACCUCGGGAAAACGCUGCGUUGUCGGUACUCGAGAUCGAGGAAAAUGACAUCGUGCUAGUCAUGUCCGAUGGGGUCACGGAUAACCUGUGGGAGCAGGACGUGCUUGAAGUCGUCCUCAAGAGCCUGGAGAAGUGGGAGAUAUGCAAGCAGAAACGGGCGACGGCCGAGUAUCUCGAAGGUCGCGGAGGGAGGAUGGUAUACGUCGCUGAGCAGCUGUUGACUACUGCCAGGGCGGUUGCCAUGGAUCCGGCUGCGCAGACUCCGUAUAUGGAGAAGGCGCAGGAUGAAGGGUUAUCGGUCAAUGGAGGCAAAAUGGACGAUAUCAGCGUCGUUGCCGGUCGUGUUGUCCGUAGCAGGAGAGAAGAGAAGAAUACCGCAGAUAUGAGGGCGAAGCGAUCAAAGAAGUACCGGAAGCUCAUGCACCAGUAUGAGCUCACGUUCGGGUUCCGCGAGCCAUAUCAGGUCCUGGUCGUCACAAAAUGCUCUCUAGCAGCCAUGAUGGCCGUCAUGGCCUCACAAACCGCAAAACAAGAAACAACCCAUUCCCACCAUCCUCAACGCCAAUUCCGACCUCCACAGCUUCCCCCGCCCACCAUAUUACCGCUACGAUACUGCUCGCACAACGCAGAGAGCACGCCCAUUGACGAAGCGGAAUGUCUGCUUUCGUUACUAUCACCUAGCGCGGACGCAAAGAAGAAGAAUAAAGAGCAUUACAUAUUGGCUACGGCGGAUCCUGAGCCGGUGGCGCCUACGCAGCAGGAGCAGAAGCGCAAACGGCCGCAUUGGAUGCAGGCGCAGGAGGUACCGCAGCAACACGCACAGCCUCAGGGGCAGAGAUAUAACCUGCGACGGGACGCGAGACAGAUACCUGGCGUGCCGAUUAUAUAUGUCAAGCGAUCUGUGAUGAUUCUGGAGCCUAUGAGUGAGCCGUCUAGUGGUAUACGGGAAGGAUUCGAGAGGGGGAAACUUCGUAGUGGGUUUGUAGAGGCAGCUACGGUUACGGGGAAGAGGAAGAGGGGUGUAAAUGGGGAGGGAGAUACGGGUGCUGACGAGGGUGGUGAUGGGGAGGGCGAGUGGGUGGAAGUUAAGAGGAAGAAGGUCAGGGGAGUGAACCCAUUGAGUGCGAAGAAGCCCAAGAAGAAAGAAAGUCGACCGGCCGGGAAGCCGGAGAAGAGGAUAAAAACGGGAGACGGCGACGGCGAUGUUGAUGUUGAUGCCGAGAAGAAAGAAGAGACAGGCGAGCAUACGAAAUCGAAGAGGAAACGAAGACAUAAAAAGAAGGCUGGCGGGGAGGAGAAUGACGCAGAUACCCCUAUCGUGGAGGCAGAAACAUAG
Molecule: messenger RNA, 2106 nt
Organism: Arthroderma uncinatum
Lineage: Eukaryota; Fungi; Ascomycota; Eurotiomycetes; Onygenales; Arthrodermataceae
Exons: 5
Coding region: 1-2106 (701 amino acids)
Cellular component (GO): small-subunit processome
Source: RefSeq, a predicted model, not a curated record